Hydractinia symbiolongicarpus is the source of this 2223-nucleotide messenger RNA. RefSeq lists its product as uncharacterized. The record is from RefSeq and is a predicted model, not a curated record. The coding region runs from base 1557 to 2108 and encodes 183 amino acids. The transcript is spliced from 9 exons. NCBI's taxonomy places the organism in Eukaryota, Metazoa, Cnidaria, Hydrozoa, Anthoathecata, Hydractiniidae.
GAGGGGAUAUUCAGGAAAUAUUGAUAGAAUUAUGUGCAGAAUAUGACAUCGAAACGAAAAGCAACUUUGCUUUCUCGCUUAUUUAAGAAUAAGCAAGUAAGCGUGUCAAAGUUGAUAUAUUUUCUUUUUUGCAUGGCGAGAAUGCAGAGAUAAAAACUAAUUUGCUAUCGCGUAUAAGCAAAUAAGCAAAAAGAAGGCAAGGUAGACAGAAUUUCUCAACCAUAACAAAAUGAAUGCAAACAGUCCAUUUUGUUCGUGUUUAUAACCAAUCAACCAAAGAUGGACGGUAGAGGUAGUGUGAUACUUUUUGGUUUCUGGAUGUCUUUUUUACUAUUUCUUAUAAAUUUCAAGUACCCAGUGUGUAAUAGUAUGUAUAGUUUAUUCCCUAAGCUAAAAUAUCAGAUUUUUUUUGACUUGAGAAGAUUAUGUUAAAAGGUUUCUCUCUGCAAAAAUAUCUAUAUAGCUAUAUAUAGUGAAUGAGAUACUUCUUUAUUAUUCACUAUAGUAGUUGAGAAUGUGUGUACACUAAGUUUUUUCACUGAUCCUGUUCUGUAUAAAACUUCUAGUGCUAUAUUUUUUCAACAAAAUGAGUUUGUAGCUACUGCUUUGUCUUAUGUGUGUUAUUUUUUAUACUCAAACCUCCCCACCACACAAAUAAAUAAAUCAAAAGAAAAAUACACUCAAAAUAAUUCUGAAGUGUUCAUGUGGUGCUUCAUUUGUUAUUUUAUACCUAGCAAGAUACACUAGUGGUUGGAUUUUGAGAGAAUAUUGAGCCAGUAUGAUGAGUGGAAACAGAGCUGUAUUAAGGAUGGAAAACGUAUCCAUCAAUUUUCAAGCCAAGUCAUCAUAGUGGUGCCUUCUGCCAAGACUACUUGACAUAUGUAUAUAGCUAUAACAAUAUGGAUAGAAAAAAUCUUACCAGUCUUACUAAUAUUUUUUAUUUCAUUACUGCCUUUUUAUCUGAUGUAUUUUUUUGUUAUGCAGUGUCAGUGGAGAUGGUAACUCUCUUUACAGAUCUCUUUCUGUGUUGCUUAUUCGUGACGAAACCCUGGCUUUUGAGAAUUUUUGUGCAAUGUUUAUUGGAUGGUUGUGAUGUGUAUACAAAGACCAAGUCAAGAGAACUGGCCAUAAUUGACAUCCUAUUAAACCACCUAUCAAAGCUUAUGAUAUAAAAAAUGGACAAUUUAUUCAACACAAUUGUUGAGCCCAGGAGAGGUGUUGCUGAUGUUUCUGUGAAGAAUGAAAUUGAGACUAGUGAAGGCAUCACAAAUUGAAAGUUCAGUAUAACAUCCAAGUCAGCAGAAAAACAGUACAAGAAGUCCAAAGUGUCAUAGAUCCAGAAGGAGUACAGCUCAGAAAGGCGAAAAAGUUAAAAAGAAGGAAAUACAUAUGCAAACUACUCGAGGAAAAUUAUUUGGCUACACUCCUCUGAUACUAAUAACUGUCCGAAAGUGGUAGCAAAUCAUUAUGUAAACGCUGUCAAAAAUUUUAAAGGCACUUCCAGGAUAAUACGAGCAGACAGGGGAAAUGAAAACUUAAAUAUCGCUGCUAUUCAAAUGCUUUUUAGAAGAAAUGACACUGACGCGUUUGUCGGCGAAAACAGUGUCUUGUUUGAAAAAUCAACGUCUAACCAGCGCAUAGAGGCUUUGUGGUUGUAUUUAAGAAAGACCAAAAUUGACUGGUGGAUUAAUUACUUUAAAGAUAUGGACAGUGAUGGUUCGUGGGAGUCAAGUGAUAUGAUUCAUCGGGAAGCCUUGAAGUUUUGUUCGAAUGAAAUUGUACAAAAGGAGUUGGACGACUUUCGUGUGUUGUACAACACUCAUCGGAUUAGACCAUACCGAAAUCAACACUGUCCAAAUGGUCGACCGUGUUUUAUUUAUUCAGUACCAGAGUUCUAUGGAAGUAGGAAUUAUAAGGUUUCAGUUUCUGAUAAAGAUGCUACACUGGCAAUCCCGUAUACAACAUCAAAAAAGACUUUUCAAUGCAGUGAAGAAUUUGAAGAAUUGGCUUUACAGUUGAUGGUAAAUGAAAACUUAUCAUUUCCAGCUGAUUUUCAGGAAGCUAGAGCGUUGUACGACACGUUGUUAGUUCUUAUCGAAGGCAUAUGAAAAGAAUCCAACUAAGGAAAUGUAAAAACUAAUUUGUAAUAACACAACUCUUGUUUAAUAUAUACAACGAGCGAUAUAAACAACAAAAUAAAAAAAGACCAUAACCGAAAUUAAA